CUGUGUGGCGAGACAGGUGAGCCGUAUCAGCUGUGGGUGAAGCCGAUGGGCAGCGUGGCUGGUUUCUCCAUGUCCAGUGUCCGUCUGCUCUCCGGCAUGGGCAACUUCGAGUACCUGGUCUCACCCACCGAGUCCGAGUUCGGGGUCCCCUUGCAAUUCAAUGACCCCAUGGCGUUCAUGGUGGAGGUGUGCGGCUCAUCUCCGGAGGGCCUCCCGUUCUGCCGCAUGCACACGCAGCGCACGACCGUGCAGAGCUUCCAUCUUGCCCAGCUCAACUUCGAGGAAGCCACGUUGGAGCCCGGUGUGGAGGUGUCCCUCUCUGUGGUCCUGGAGAACCGCGGCGUCGCGGCGUCAUCCUUCUCAGUGUCAGCGCGUGACGAGCUGGGCUGGGCGAGUGCCGUGAGCCCCAGCAGCACCAUGCUGGCACCGGGGGAGAGCGCCACACUCAUCGUUACCGUGGCGGCGCCGCAGCACAUCACCGAGUUCACCAGCAGCAUGCUGCGCGUCACUGCCGAGAGCUUGGAUUCUCCGGACUCCUCCUACACCCUCAGCUUUCCCCUGAGCGUCUUCAUCGCUCCAGUGGAGAUCCCGGACACGUCCCCCCCUGCGGUGCGAGAGCUGGCGCGGAAUGUGUCGGCGUGCACGGCGGAGGUGCAGCACGGGGGUGAGGCACUGUGCUCGGCGAGCGGCUGGAGCGUCGACGUCGAAGCCAUCGACGCCGAGAUGGAGGGACCCCUCACUGUGAACAUCGCUCUUGGGGACAGAAAUGCGCUGCUAACCGUGGACAGCAUCGGCGGAGUCUACAAGAUUAAUUAUAGGUCCUCGUGCUGCAGCCCAUGGGUGACGCUGGACGUGAGUGAUUUCAUGGGGAACCUGGAGCGCUACUCUCUCGACUUCGCCGAGCCAAUGCCGACAGAGGACACCACGGCGGAAGGCGGCAGGACGGCGAUGGUGAUCGCCUUGUCGGUGGUGAGCGUGGUGCUGGUCGUCAUACUCAUCGCGCUGGGAGUGGUCAUCGGACGAUACUGCUGCCGCUCCAAGCGGGCGGUGCAGCAGGAUGCUACGCCCAGCAUCAUCACCAACCCCUGGACCAAGCCCAUGCAGCGCCCUGAUAUGAAAUAGCAACACUCAGCACAAUCUACACACACCGCAAUCCACACUCAGCACAGUCAGCCUACAUCGAGCAAACCCCCCCACCCCCUUUCUCGGCGAGUUAUUUUGCUCCUAAUGUCUCCCAUGCUCUGAAAUCGCCGUGAUUUUGAAUAAAGGAUUU
This is a messenger RNA of Petromyzon marinus (sea lamprey), 1273 nucleotides long. RefSeq names its product von Willebrand factor A domain-containing protein 7-like. The record is from RefSeq and is a predicted model, not a curated record. NCBI's taxonomy places the organism in Eukaryota, Metazoa, Chordata, Hyperoartia, Petromyzontiformes, Petromyzontidae.